GGUGGAGUGAGAUACCUGAGGUACGCUGAGACACAGGACAGGUUUCACUGCCCGUGUACACACACAUACACAGCUGUAAACAUCAGGAAUAAAGUGUUGGAAGCCGAUUAACCUUGGGCAGCUGACACAGUGGACCAAGGAUGACAAACAUCUCCCGAUAUCUUGUUAACCACCUGCUGACAUUCUCACUCCAGGACGGGGAUGUGCAGAGUGUGGAGGAAGCCCAGUCACGUCUGUCAAUCCUGGCUCACAACAAGAAACUGUGGAGUCAACAGAUGUACCUGGAUGUCAGCACAGAGGCCAUUCAUCUCAGAGACAUACAGAGCCAGGAUGAAUUGGAGAUCUACUCUUUCAAAUCCAUCUACCGCUGUGACGCCAUCAACACAGACAAACACUUCCCAUCCCUCCUCCUGCUGGUCUGCCAAAGUGCAGAUCAGAAGAAGCCGGAUAUACACUUCUUUAACUGCGAGACUGUGAAGGCAGAGCAAAUCUGUGACGACAUCGCAUACGCGGUUUCGGGUUCCUCCAACAGCAGAAGUAAAAAGCGCCCUGAAGCCCUAAGGCUUCCUUCUCACAGUGGAGGAGAGAUGAUCGACCCUUAUGAUAUCCCGAGCCCCCCCAUCCCACAUGCUCCAAACCCCCCACCAGCCAACCCUCCACCUUACCCAGGACUCAGAGUAAACGGGGUGAACGGGCCUGACAUCUCUUUCCUGCGAGCAGAGAGAGAAGUGGGGAUCCUCAAUCACUGUUUUGACGACAUUGAGAGCUUCAUGGCCAAACUGCAGCAGACCGCAGAGGCCGCAACAGUGCUGAACCAGAGGAAGAAGAAGAAGAAGAAAAGUAAAAAGCAAAGUGCUGAAGAAGAUUUACUCACCGCAAAAGCCCGCCCUCCACCAGAGGAGGAGUUCAUCGACAUCUUCCAGAAAUUCAAAUAUUGCUUCAGCCUGCUGGCCCGUCUGAAAUCAACCAUCACCAAUCCUUCAUCACAAGAGCUUGUUCAUCAUGUAUUCAAACCUUUGGAUAUGAUGGUGAAAACAACAGGGGGACCAGCUCUGGGAGCGUCGGUGUCCAGCCCCGCCCUGACAAACUCUGCCGUCACCCUGCUACAAGAUAACCUGAAUGAGGAAGAGAAGCAGCUGUGGACGUCUUUGGGUCCAAACUGGACACUCCCACGCUCUCAGCUCAGAGGGCCUGUAGCGCCGUACACCCCUGUGUUCCUGGAUGGUUGGAAGCCGGAGGCCUUGAGGGCAGACGGGCAGGUUUGGGAGGAUCCGGUUGAGUCACAGCACAAACAUGAGGACCUCCGAGUAAAACAAGAGCAGCACCAACCCCCUCAGCCAGUCGCAGUCCCAGACCCGCGUGUCAACGAUGAAAUAGAUGGCAGCACACUCUCACCGGAGCCUGAGAGACUGUACAGUUGCACCUAUGACUUCAUAGCGAGGAACAGCAGUGAGCUUUCAGUGCAGCAGGGGGAGACACUCGAGGUGGUUGAAUCAUCCAAGCGCUGGUGGAAGUGCCGAAAUCGCUUCAACCAGAUCGGAUUUGUUCCCUUCAACAUCCUGGAACCCAUGGCUCACAUAGACAGCCCCGUCUCCACCAAACCCCCCAGUGCUCCAGCACCACCACCACUCGCCAAGACUUUCUCCGUAGUCCCACCCAGCCCUCCUGCUCCACCCCAGGCACCCUCUCACUUGCAACGCCCACUUACCUUACCGGCAUACAGCCAACAUAUACCAGCUGCAGAGGACACAGAUAAUAAAGUCAUGUUGGUGAACGACGAACUCCUCCAGAGGCUGACCAAUGGAAAGGCCAGUCUGAACAAACCUCUGGUCAUCCCUCGUGCCUCAGAGACCUCCGUUCCUCUCGAUUACCACUCUCCCCCAGAGGAGGUAACCGAGUGGCUCCAAGGGAAGGGCUUCAGUGAACCGACGGUGACAUGUCUGGGAGUGCUGACGGGCGCCCAGCUCUUCUCCCUCAACAAGGAGGAGCUACGAGCUGUGAUUCCAGACGAGGGCGCCAGAGUGUACAGCCAGCUCACUGUGCAGAAGGCACUGUUAGAGGAUGCCCGAAGAGCCACAGAGUUGGAGGCAGUCAUGGAGAAACAGAAAAUGAAGGUUGACCUGAAACUGGAGAGCAGUACAUUGUGAGCAGCGGGCGUCCACAUCAUGAAGAGUUUGAGCUGAAGGAUUAUGUUCUCCUGGCGGUGUCGUCGCUUAAGAGUGAAUUCCUUGAAUUAUUGAUUAUAUACACCAGAGAACAAACAUGUGACAGUGACUUUGACCCUCCGACGUUGUGUGUCAGAACCACAUGACACAAUUACUUCAUCUUAAAACCAAAGUAUUUAGCAGCGAAUCAGAAAUUUGAGGUUUUAAUUCAAACAGGCGCUGUUCAAAUGACUUAUGUUAACUUUAAAGUACACUAUUUGUAAUGUAUGUUGUUGAUUUUCAUGUGAAUAGUUUUUCUGUCUCAUUUCUGUCUAGAAGGUAAGGACUAACUUAAAUGAAAUGUAUUUAUCUUUGUAAACUACUUGUCUAAAUAAUUAAAACCAUGAUCAACAUGCAAAAAAAAUGGCAGCAGACAAAAAUUAAAAUGGGAUUUUUAAUUUUUUUUUUAAUUGAGACUUUAAAGAAAGAUUUCCAGCAGAACAUAAACAGAUAUGAUUUCACACAUGAGGUUAAAGCAAUGCAUCCAUUAAAAUCUGUUUGCAAUUAUAAAUCUAUUCACAAAGGAAUUUGUCCAGAUUGGGCCAAAUGUUUAUUAUUAUUUUUAAACUUUGACUUGAACCAAUAAAAGGUAUGUACAGUUAUAGCACUGACUUUCAAAUGUUAUCAUUUCUGAACCUACUGCUUCACAUGCCAACACUAACUCUGAAAUUGUCAUUUUUUUAUUUUAAAUAAAAGAAAUCAAGAUAGAAACAAGAUACUUCAAAACAGGCUUUUACUUAUACUGGCCAAACUCUCAAUCAUAUAGAUUCCCUUCACUACCAACAACAUGGGAAAAAAAAACUUGAUUAGUUUAAAGAAGAAAAAAAAAGUGUACAACCGAACAGAGAAAUAAGGUCGAUACUAAUACUUGCAACAAUAAAACCUUUUGGUUUUGAAUUGGGUUCCUAAAACUUAAACUGGGCUUUAGCAAACUAAAUGUGGACAGACAUCCAAGAACUGCACUCAACUCGACAACGUGUCGUUUACCAGGAGAAAAAGUGUUAACGGUGAGA
Larimichthys crocea (large yellow croaker) is the source of this 3217-nucleotide messenger RNA. RefSeq names its product epidermal growth factor receptor kinase substrate 8-like protein 1. Gene Ontology annotation, molecular function: actin binding. Gene Ontology annotation, cellular component: vesicle; ruffle membrane; plasma membrane. Gene Ontology annotation, biological process: positive regulation of ruffle assembly; Rho protein signal transduction; regulation of Rho protein signal transduction. Bases 141 to 2147 code for a protein of 668 amino acids. NCBI's taxonomy places the organism in Eukaryota, Metazoa, Chordata, Actinopteri, Sciaenidae. The transcript has 19 exons. The record is from RefSeq and is a predicted model, not a curated record.